Staurois parvus is the source of this 303-nucleotide messenger RNA. NCBI's taxonomy places the organism in Eukaryota, Metazoa, Chordata, Amphibia, Anura, Ranidae. The record is from the annotation of a GenBank genome assembly.
GGCAUCACUGAUGGGCACUGAUAGGCGGCACUGAUUGGCAUUGAUGGGUGACAUUGAAAGGCAGCUCAGAUGGGCACUGAUAUGUGGCACUGAUGGGCACUGAUAUGUAGCACUGAUGGGCACUGGCACGUGGCACUGAUGAGCACUGACUGCUGCCACUGAUGGACACUGACAGGUGGCACUUCUGGGGCCACACUGAUCAUCAGGGCACACUGAUCAUCAGUGCCCUGAUGAUCACUGUCAGCGUGACAGCUCGAGAGGAGAGAAAUGCCGAUAACCGGCAAUUCCAUGUUUACAUGUGAU